This is a messenger RNA of Ailuropoda melanoleuca (giant panda), 1324 nucleotides long. It is a transcript of the gene CTSD, whose product is annotated as cathepsin D. Gene Ontology annotation, biological process: proteolysis. The transcript has 10 exons. NCBI's taxonomy places the organism in Eukaryota, Metazoa, Chordata, Mammalia, Carnivora, Ursidae. The coding region runs from base 107 to 1324 and encodes 405 amino acids. Gene Ontology annotation, molecular function: aspartic-type endopeptidase activity. The record is from RefSeq and is a predicted model, not a curated record.
GGCCCGGGUGCAAACAGUGCGGUCAGCUGACUCGGCCAAGUGCGCCGUCAUCCCGGCUAUAAGCGCACGACCUGCGGCGCUCCGCUCGGACCCGGCCGACGCCACCAUGCAGCCCCCCAGCCUGCUGCUGCUCGUCCUCGGCCUGCUGGCUGCGCCCGCCGCCGCGCUCGUCAGAAUUCCACUGCACAAGUUCACCUCUAUCCGCCGGACCAUGUCGGAGCUGGGGGGCCCCGUGGAAGAUCUGAUCGCCAAGGGCCCCAUUUCAAAGUAUGCGCAGGGGGUGCCCAGUGUGGCAGGGGGCCCCAUUCCGGAGAUCCUCAAGAACUACAUGGACGCCCAGUACUACGGGGAGAUUGGCAUCGGGACACCCCCGCAGUGCUUCACGGUCGUCUUUGACACCGGCUCCUCCAACCUGUGGGUCCCCUCCAUCCACUGCAAGCUGCUGGACAUCGCCUGCUGGAUCCAUCACAAGUACAACAGCGACAAGUCCAGCACGUACGUGAAGAACGGCACCUCCUUCGACAUCCACUACGGCUCCGGCAGCCUCUCCGGGUACCUGAGCCAGGACACCGUGUCGGUGCCCUGUAAGUCGGCUCUGUCGAGCCUGGCUGGCGUCAAGGUGGAGAGGCAGACCUUCGGGGAGGCCAUCAAGCAGCCGGGCAUCACCUUCAUCGCAGCCAAGUUUGACGGCAUCCUGGGCAUGGCGUACCCCCGCAUCUCGGUCAACAACGUACUCCCCGUCUUCGAUAACCUGAUGGAGCAGAAGCUCGUGGAGAAGAACAUUUUCUCCUUCUACCUGAACAGGAACCCCGGUGCGCAGCCUGGGGGUGAGCUGAUGCUGGGCGGCACGGACUCCAAGUACUACAAGGGCCCCCUGUCCUACCUCAACGUCACCCGCAAGGCCUACUGGCAGGUCCAUAUGGAACAGGUGGACGUGGGCAGCAGCCUGACGCUGUGCAAGGGAGGCUGCGAGGCCAUCCUGGACACGGGCACGUCCCUCAUCGUGGGCCCCGUGGACGAGGUGCGCGAGCUGCAGAAGGCCAUCGGGGCUGUGCCGCUGAUCCAGGGCGAGUACAUGAUCCCCUGCGAGAAGGUGUCCACCCUGCCCGAGGUCACCCUGAAGCUGGGCGGCAGGGCUUACACGCUGUCCUCAGAGGACUACACGCUCAAGGUCAGCGGGGGUGGGGCGGGGCGGGGCGGGGCGGCCGGGGACCCUGGAGGCUCUAGCUUGCUGCCCAGCCUCACGGGCGGAGGGCUGGCUCGUCCUGAGGCCUGGGGCAGUGACCAGCAGGAUGUGGCCUUGGCGGGAGGCUGCAGGGUGUAA